GCUAGCAAGCUCCAGCAGAAAUAAUAAAGUGAUUCUGGCUCCAGGGGUAGAGAGUUGUCCGCUACACGUGUAACGUGAGCUAGUUUCAUUCAUUUCUUUCGAGGCCGAUUAGAUUGUGCGUCCCAGGACUGAAAUAAGAUGGCUGCUCCGGAUAUGCGCCUCAACCACACUAUAUACAUCAACAACCUAAACGAGAAGAUUAAAAAAGAUGAACUGAAGAAGUCGUUGUACGCGAUCUUCUCUCAGUUUGGUCAAAUCCUGGACAUUUUGGUUGCCCGCUCCCUGAAAAUGAGGGGUCAGGCCUUUGUCAUCUUCAAGGAGGUCAACAGCGCCUCCAAUGCCCUGCGUUCCAUGCAGGGGUUCCCAUUCUAUGAAAAACCUAUGCGUAUUGGGUACGCCAAGGGGGACUCUGACAUAAUCGCUAAAAUGAAGGGCACCUACGUGGAGCGGGACCGUAAGAAGGAGAAGAGGGUCAAGGGCCCAGAGGCAGCAGGGGCCAAAAAGGGUGUGCCAGGAACCCCUGUAGUACCCAUGGGCCCUGGAGUUCCAACACCCAUGGGCCCUGGAGUUCCAACACCCAUGCCCGGAAUGCCACCCAUGAGCGGGGCUCCUCGUAUGAUGCAAAUGCCAGGGCAGCCCCCCUACAUGCCCCCGCCAGGCAUGAUGCCACCUCCAGGGAUGGGCCCUGGGGGGAUGCUCCCUGGUGCCAUGCCUCCGGGUGGGAUGAUGCCCGGGCAAAUGCCCCACGCCCAGGUUGCAGAAAACCCUCCCAACCACAUCCUGUUCCUCACCAACCUCCCAGAGGAGACCAACGAGCUCAUGCUGUCUAUGCUCUUCAACCAGUUCCCUGGGUUCAAAGAGGUACGUCUGGUGCCUGGUCGCCACGAUAUCGCCUUUGUGGAGUUUGAUAAUGACGUGCAGGCUGGAGCAGCCAGGGAGGCACUACAGGGCUUCAAGAUCACCCAGACCAACGCCAUGAAGAUCUCUUUCGCCAAGAAAUAACACACCAGAGAGCUCUUGAGUGGUUUACAAUCUCACACACACACACCAGAGAGACCUCCUCCCCUUAAACUAUACCAGCACAGAGCCGACUACUAACCUGUCCAUCGCCAAGGAAGCACAGUGUGUUACAAGUCCGCCUAUAGAAGAGCAAAUAUUUUUAGCCUCUUCUUUUUUAAGUUGAGAUUUUUAUUGUAAUUGUCCUGUUACUGCCCUUCCUGUGAUCCCCCAUACUCAUUUAGAAUAACUGGAGAUGACCUGCCUUGUAUGUGAUGGUAGGUUACCAGCGGUUUAGAGAAGAGACAUAGACAGAGGUCAGCAUUUUGAUGAUUGAAAUGCUGGCACCAGGCUUGAAAAUGAUAACUUGUAAGGACUAUAUUGGUAUAGUGAUUUGGUGCCAACAUAGAGGAUAGUUAGCUGACAUUUGCAUAUCCAUAGCUCUGGUUAAGAAAAAAUGAAAAUGUCAGUUUCUGCACCCAUUCAUUGAGGAUAAAAUCUGGUGUUUGUAUGUAAGUAUAUUUUCAUUUUUACUGUCUUGUCUGUUAUAAAGCAUUGCACCCAGGGUCUGUUUCGCCCAGACAUUGUACCUGGAGCUUUUCUGUUUGAUUAAAACAUGUGCUUUUUAUAAUGA
This is a messenger RNA of Coregonus clupeaformis (lake whitefish), 1630 nucleotides long. Its product is annotated as U1 small nuclear ribonucleoprotein A. The transcript is spliced from 7 exons. NCBI's taxonomy places the organism in Eukaryota, Metazoa, Chordata, Actinopteri, Salmoniformes, Salmonidae. The coding region runs from base 139 to 1002 and encodes 287 amino acids. Gene Ontology annotation, molecular function: U1 snRNA binding. Gene Ontology annotation, cellular component: U1 snRNP. Gene Ontology annotation, biological process: mRNA splicing, via spliceosome. The record is from RefSeq and is a predicted model, not a curated record.